AUGAGUGACAACAUGUCUUAUCGAGACCCCAACUCAACUCCGUCACCUGACGCAGAGACGAACACCUCCUCCACCUCCUCCUCCUCAUCCUCAUGCUGCUUUCCUUCAGGGGGAGUGUGCAAACCCAUGGGUGUCCUCUCCUCCCCCUCCUCCCAAUACCUGAUCCAGUCCUUUUUGGGGGAGGGCACCUUUGGGAAAGUAGUAAAGUGCUUAAAGAUGGCCACCAACAGGACGGUGGCUGUGAAGAUCGCGAAGGGAAAGGACCUAACACCAGAGGCAAAGAAUGAGAUAGAGAUAAUGGAAGAGCUCAGAGCGUUUGACUCCGACAGGUUUAACUUUGUGACGUUCAACGAUGUGUUUGUGUACGGCGAACACGUCUGUCUGGAGUUGGAGAUCCUGGACAUGAGUCUGUUUGAGUUCCUCUAUCAGAAGCCUCACCGCUCGCUGGAGCUGGACGAAAUCCGCCCCAUCCUGUACCAGGUUUCCGUAACGCUGCAGCUGCUCCAGAGUCUGGGAGUCGUGCACACGGACCUGAAGCCGGAGAACAUCAUGCUGCUGGACCACGGGAAGCAGCCGUGGAGAAUCAAGGUCAUCGACUUCGGCGUGGCGUGUCACGUCGCUAAGUCUGAGCUGGGCGACUACAUGCAGACACGACAUUACAGGUCUCCGGAGAUUAUCCUAGGAUUCCCCAUAACGUCAGCCAUCGACAUGUGGUCUCUGGGCUGCAUCGCCGCGGAGCUGUUCACGGGCGCUGUGCUGUACCCUGGAGACACCGAGCACGAAAUGCUGCGACAUAUAGUGCAGACUCAGGGUCAUCCUCCGGCUCGUCUCAUGUACAGAGGCGUCAAAACGCGUUGGUUUUUCCAUUAUAGAAAGAAGGACAGGAGACGUCGUUGGAGAUUGAAGAACGUUCAGCAGUCUGGAGAAACCAACACAAGCGCCGGACAAUUCAACUCGCUGAAUGAUAUAAUAAUGUUAAAACCCCCCCGCCACCUGUUGGACGAAGACACCGCGGCAGAAACUGAAGACCGGCAGGAGUUCCUGGAUCUGCUGAAGAAGACGCUUCACCUGGACAUCGAUCGGAGGAUUUCCCCCAGCGAGCUUCUUCAGCAUCCCUUCAUCACCUUGAACCACCUCGCUCAAAACCACCAGAACAGCUUCUACGUGAAAUCCAGCUGUGAAAAGAUGGAGGUCUGCCUGGAUCAGAGUGAGGGCUUUGACGGGGGUCAGAUGAACCUGUCGCCCUCCAUCAGCGGAGCAGAGGGCCCCCCCGCCUGGUUCAGGACCCAAGAACACCCCCUCAUCCUGGGCAUCUCGUCCCAGGUAUCGGACAGCCUCUCCAUAAACGAUGAAGAGAGUCAACAACAACAACAACCCCCUCCUCAAUCGCCUGUUGCUGUAAAGCCUGUGUCGCCGCCACUGCAGGUUAGCACUGCGGCUCCACCCUGCCAACAAGAGAGAACCGGGAGGAAGGCGCUGAGGAAAUCAUCGAGGAGAAAACCCCGCGGUGACGACAGCAACCCGGAGAGAGACAGACCAUCGAGCGAGAGCAGGAACACAGAAAUCAUCCAGACACCAAAAAAGCCUACGAUCCGUGUGGCCGAAAUAAAACCGGGGAGAAAGCGGACGUGGGACACUUUUGUAGCCUCUGGAUUAAGAAAGCGAGUCAAGGGCUCACCGGAGAGCAAGAAAAUCAAAAGGGAUGAUUCUGAGGGCGAAAGAAAACGCGGGAGAAAGCGGACGUGGGAUACUUUCUUAGCGUCCCACAUCGAGUCAAAAAAGCGAGUCAAGGAUUCACCGGAGAGAAAGAAAAGGAAAAGGGAUGAUUCUGAGGCCGAAAGAAAACGCGGGAGAAAGCGGACGUGGGACACUUUUGUAGCCUCUGGAUUAAGAAAGCGAGUCAAGGGCUCACCGGAGACCAAGAAAAUCAAAAGGGAUGAUUCUGAGGCCGAAAGAAAACGCGGGAGAAAGCGGACGUGGGAUACUUUCUUAGCGUCCCACAUCGAGUCAAAAAAGCGAGUCAAGGAUUCACCGGAGAGAAAGAAAAGGAAAAGGGAUGAUUCUGAGGCCGAAAGAAAACGCGGGAGAAAGCGGACGUGGGAUACUUUCUUAGCGUCCCACAUCGAGUCAAAAAAGCAAAUCAAUUCCUCACCGGAGAGGAAGAAAAGGAAGCUUGAUGAUUCUGAAGAAGCGGAAAGAAAACCCGGGAGAAAGCGCAUGUGGGACACUUUCUUAGCGUCCCACAUCGAGUCAAAAAAGCGAGUCAAGGAUUCACCGGAGAGAAAUAAAAGGAAAAGGGAUGAUUCUGAGGCCGAAAGAAAACGCGGGAGAAAGCGGACGUGGGAUACUUUCUUAGCGUCCCACAUCGAGUCAAAAAAGCAAAUCAAUUCCUCACCGGAGAGGAAGAAAAGGAAGCUUGAUGAUUCUGAAGAAGCGGAAAGAAAACGCGGGAGAAAGCGGACGUGGGACACUUUCUUAGCGUCCCACAUCGAGUCAAAAAAGCGAGUCAAGGAUUCACCGGAGAGAAAGAAAAGGAAAAGGGAUGAUUCUGAGGCCGAAAGAAAACGCGGGAGAAAGCGGACGUGGGAUACUUUCUUAGCGUCCCACAUCGAGUCAAAAAAGCAAAUCAAUUCCUCACCGGAGAGGAAGAAAAGGAAGCUUGAUGAUUCUGAAGAAGCGGAAAGAAAACCCGGGAGAAAGCAGAUGUGGGACACUUUCUUAGCGUCCCACAUCGAGUCAAAAAAGCGAGUCAAGGAUUCACCGGAGAGAAAUAAAAGGAAAAGGGAUGAUUCUGAGGCCGAAAGAAAACGCGGGAGAAAGCGGACGUGGGAUACUUUCUUAGCGUCCCACAUCGAGUCAAAAAAGCAAAUCAAUUCCUCACCGGAGAGGAAGAAAAGGAAGCUUGAUGAUUCUGAAGAAGCGGAAAGAAAACGCGGGAGAAAGCGGACGUGGGACACUUUCUUAGCGUCCCACAUCGAGUCAAAAAAGCGAGUCAAGGAUUCACCGGAGAGAAAGAAAAGGAAAAGGGAUGAUUCUGAGGCCGAAAGAAAACGCGGGAGAAAGCGGACGUGGGACACUUUUGUAGCCUCUGGAUUAAGAAAGCAAAUCAAUUCCUCACCGGAGAGGAAGAAAAGGAAGCUUGAUGAUUCUGAAGAAGCGGAAAGAAAACCCGGGAGAAAGCGGACGUGGGACACUUUCUUAGCGUCCCACAUCGAGUCAAAAAAUGAACGCAGCGGCUCUCCGGAGAGGAAGAAGAGGAAGACGAGCCUGGAAGAGGAGGAGACAAACACACAAGGCUCGUCUGUGAGCACCAGGAAGAGAAAGCGACGCCCUGGGGAUCCUCCAGAGGGGGAGGAGGAGCCCAGGUGUGUCAAGAGAGGGAGAUAUUAAAGGGGGAGAGCGCCAAGUCCGAUGGGGUUGAGCGCCAAAACUAAGGGGGGGAGGGCUGAAAUUACAAGAGCGCUGAAACUACGGGGGAGAGAGCUGAAACCACGGGGAGAGCGCCGAAACUACGAGGGAGAGAGUUGAAACUACGGGGGAGAGCGCCGAAACUACGGAGGAGAGCACUGAAACUACGGGGGAGAGCACUGAAACUACAAGGGAGAGGGCUCCAAAACUACGGGGGAGAGCACUGAAACUACGGGGGAGAGCACUGAAACUACAAAGGAGAGGGCUCCAAAACUACGGGGGAGAGCACUGAAACUACGGGGUAGAGCACUGAAACUACAAGGGAGAGGGCUCCAAAACUACGGGGGAGAGCGCCGAAACUACGGGGGAGAGCUACAACGCCCGACAGGUAAGAGUGCAGAAAGAACGACGGGGGAGAGCGCAGACGACAAUGGGUGAGUAUUGAUGUCAGCAAUGGGAGAGCGCAGAAGAACGACGCGGGAGAGCGCCAAGUUCGAUGGUGUUGAGCGCCAAAACUACGGGGGAGAGCCAAAACUACGGGGGAGAGCGCCGACACUAGAAGGAACGACGGGGAAGAACGCAGGCGGACAUCUUUAUAUAAAAUCUUAGUGUAAAAGUAUAAAUGUAAACAGCAUGAUUGUUAGCUGUAUCCCAGGAGAGAGGAGGACACACUGGCUUCCUUUUAAAGAGCACUUCCUCUCUUCUUUAGGCCCAUUAGACACUGAUCGUUGCCUGGUUAAAUCAUUAUUAUGAGAGUUAUUCCGCUUGAGGGAGGGUUUGUUGUCACUUGGGCUUAAAAUGACUUAUUUUUUCCACACUGGGCAUUAAUUAGCAUUUCAUCCCACCUGUACAAAUAAGAUAAUUACAUUUGAAAGUAUUAUUAUUAUUAUUAUUAUGUAUUAUUGUGUGUUAUUAUGUAUUAUUAUGAUUGAUAAUUAUGUGUUAUGUAUUAUUAUGUGUUAUUAUGUAUUAUUAUGGUUGAUAAUUAUGUGUUAUGUAUUAUUAUGAUUGAUAAUUAGGUGUUAUGUAUUAUUAUGAUUGAUAAUGAUGUAUUAUUAUGUGUUACUAUUUAUUAUUGUGUAUUAUUAUUAUUAUUGUCAUUAUUAUUAUUAUAUGUUAUGUCUGUGAUUCUACGUAUUUCUCCUUAUUAUAUGUUUAUAACUUUAUUGGAUGUCUGUAUAUCUGUUUUCUAUUUCUAAAUAAAUAUAUUAAAUGUUAUUUUAAGUCUGUCAUUCUGUUUAUUUCAAACUGUUGACGUAUUUGUAUGUAUUUAAUUGGACUUUAAAUGUUUAAAUAAAUAUAUUACAUUUUAA
Molecule: messenger RNA, 4721 nt
Organism: Gymnodraco acuticeps
Lineage: Eukaryota; Metazoa; Chordata; Actinopteri; Perciformes; Bathydraconidae
Product: zinc finger CCCH domain-containing protein 13-like
Exons: 26
Coding region: 1-3390 (1129 amino acids)
Biological process (GO): peptidyl-threonine phosphorylation; peptidyl-serine phosphorylation
Cellular component (GO): nucleus; cytoplasm
Molecular function (GO): ATP binding; protein serine/threonine kinase activity; protein tyrosine kinase activity
Source: RefSeq, a predicted model, not a curated record